This is a messenger RNA of Phyllotreta striolata, 678 nucleotides long. Lineage: Eukaryota; Metazoa; Arthropoda; Insecta; Coleoptera; Chrysomelidae. The record is from the annotation of a GenBank genome assembly.
CCAAAAAAUUAUUCCAACAACAUAAGUUCAAAUUUUUACGUGGCUGUUUUAGUUUCAAGUUAAUAUAAGCGCUGCACUGACACCAUUAGUUAGACCUAACAUAAAACAUUACAAGAAAAGACAAAAUGACUAGGUUAUACAUCUUAGCAUUCAUCUCUCUACUUUCAUGUACCUUCUGCUUGGGUUGUUCAAAUCCAAAAGUAACUUCUUCAUCGUUUACUACCGUUGAUGCCACUAUAGUAACUAACAUUGCGUAUAUCUCCGAAUUUUCGGUAACAUGUGAAUCUGGUAAAGCUGGAAAUUUAUAUGCUGAAGUAGAAGGAAACAUUUCGCCGGUUUCCAUCGUAGGAAACAACAGAUAUCAAGUAAGUUGGACUGAAGAAGCCAAGACUGCCAAAUCUGGGGACAGAGUCAUCAGAUUAUUCGAUGAAGACGGUUACACCACCUACAAGAAAGCCAGUAGAUCGAAAGAAGAUACUCAAAACGUACCUGCCCUUGUUAACGUUGUCCUCUCACAUCCCGGUGCCUACAAUGGUCCUUGGUUAAAAUCCGAAUUUAUAGCUACGAUUCUUUCGCUGCUCGUCGCCUACAUCGCAGUCUCUUCCAGAGCUAAAGUUCUUUCCUAACUUUGCAAUCAAAUUUACACGUGAAUUUAUUUAUAGUUUAACUAUUUUGUAA